GAUCAUUGCUGGCAUUCACGACUUUCAGAAUGAACGAAGAAGGUGGGUAUCUUGGCGCUAUGACGUAUCAAUGCUUGUACAGUGGGAUCCUGGACAAAAUGCGAUCAUUAAAGAAGGACGAUGAUCGUGCCUUAGCUGCUAUUCAUCGUUUGCGAUCAGCUAUGAAAGCGUCUGACAGUGCAUCUCCUUCCUUUUUGUUUGACUUCACCAAGAUUUUGUUGGCAGAAUCGGAACUCAGCAUUAAUUUGCAGGAGGCAUAUCUUCGAAUGCAUGAUAGCUCACCGACAGAUGAUCUUGUUGUUCAAGGUUACGAACAUGUUCCUGAGUACAAAGAGCUUACAAAAAGAGCUAUCGAACUGCGACGAGUUUUGUCAAGGGUACCGGAGGAAAUGGCUGAUCGUCAUCAGUUUUUGGAAACUAUUAAGUUGAUUGCAUCAUCUAUAAAGAAGCUGUUAGAAGCUAUCAACGCUGUACUGCAGAUAGUACCUCUAUCAGCACAGCAAGCAGUCGAGAAAAGGAAGCGGGAGUUUGUACAUUAUUCGAAGCGAUUCAGCAAUACUUUAAAGACAUAUUUCAAGGAUCAAAAUGCUGUUCAGGUAUCCGUCUCUGCCAAUCAGCUGGUAUUCCAGACAUCAUUAAUCGUGAAAACAGUGAAUGAGAAAUUGAGAAGAUGAAUUGAAAAAGUGCAAAAACAAAACUGUGAUCUUAUCUCCUCAUAUCAUUCUCGUUAGCUUUAAAAUACUUAAGAAUUAUUUCGCAAUUUUGGUGUGGUAUGCUUGGAGGUUGAUUUUGCGUUUGUGCUGUGACCUCACCAUGUUCGUUUGCUCAGUUGUUCCAUUAUUUUCACUUAUGCCAAAAUUCUGUAUACAAAGCUAUGUGUUCGUCUUUUCAUUAAUUAGUGUGAUGAAUAAAUUGAGUACAUGACUUGAAAUGAAGUUUGGUGCUAA
This is a messenger RNA of Cylicocyclus nassatus, 947 nucleotides long. The record is from the annotation of a GenBank genome assembly. NCBI's taxonomy places the organism in Eukaryota, Metazoa, Nematoda, Chromadorea, Rhabditida, Strongylidae.